GUUGUUUCUAGGGUUACGCUCUUUCCCCGCUCAUAUAAAUGUCUGUCGAACCAUCGGUCACCGUUUUCGGGCUCCAUACGGUUUAGGGUUUAUCCAUCGACCAACAAUGGCCUUCAAGAGGUACGUCGAAAUCGGAAGAGUGGCUCUGGUAAAUUAUGGAAAGGACUACGGGAAGCUCGUGGUUAUUGUCGAUGUCGUCGAUCAGAACAGGGCUCUUGUCGAUGCACCUGAUAUGGUGAGGACCCAAAUGAACCUGAAGAGGCUCUCACUGACCGACAUCAAAAUCGACACUAACCGUGUCCCGAGGAAGAAGUCUCUCAUCGAAGCCAUGGAGAAAGCUGAUGUGAAGAACAAAUGGGAGAACAGCUCGUGGGGAAGAAAGCUGAUUGUUCAGAAGAGAAGAGCUUCACUCAACGACUUUGACAGGUUCAAGGUUAUGUUGGCCAAAAUCAAGAGAGCUGGAUUGGUGAGGCAAGAACUUGCAAAGCUGAAGAAGGAAAGCUCAUCAUAAGUGCAUCAUAUUGUACGAGUGAAUCAUCUUUUUUUGGUCAGUCGUGUUAUAAGAAUUUGCUAAAUUCAGUGUUCAUUACAUUUUUUUACUUCAACAUCGUCCUUUGUUAAAAAAAAGGGGGGAAUUUUCUUUUU
Tarenaya hassleriana is the source of this 645-nucleotide messenger RNA. Its product is annotated as 60S ribosomal protein L14-1-like. Gene Ontology annotation, biological process: translation; ribosomal large subunit biogenesis. The transcript has 5 exons. The record is from RefSeq and is a predicted model, not a curated record. Gene Ontology annotation, cellular component: cytosolic large ribosomal subunit; ribosome. Gene Ontology annotation, molecular function: structural constituent of ribosome; RNA binding. The coding region runs from base 107 to 511 and encodes 134 amino acids. NCBI's taxonomy places the organism in Eukaryota, Viridiplantae, Streptophyta, Magnoliopsida, Brassicales, Cleomaceae.